GAUUGCCAGGAAGUAUUGAAAAUAUACUGCUUGUCAAUCAACAAACUGGUCGGGGCGUGUUAGCUAAGCUUUCCAGCUUAAUAUCAAUUUUGAAAGAGCUAAUAAUUCGCAAAUGACAUAAGGAGUACUUCUUGUCAGAGAUUAAAGCUUUGAAGAGCGUUUUUGGCUGGAAUCUUUGUAGCAGAAUAAAUGUUUAGUAUCAGAAGGGGAGUAUGUUCCCCCACUCUUCUAUUUUGGGGUGCCCGCCCUUCCCACCUAAACCUGGGCAAGCCAAUGGACUUCUCUCCCUACCUGUUGUGUUCGCUCAACAACAAAUGACAGCUUCUCCUUUUAAUAACAGAAAUAACCUUUCACCUUUUCCUUUGAACCGUCAUUAUGACUGGAAGCCGGCUCUCCAUACAGCUUCUCAUGCUCUCAGUGUGCCCCCAGUGAGAAUGAGCAGGAAGAGGAGGAGUGGUGAUUACGGAUUGUAUGACUUGAAGCGACAGCGCUUCAGUUCUCCAGGGUGCCAUGAAAGGACAUCCAGGGUGGCCACCCCUUCGCCAACACCUCGUUCCAUUGGGGCUCAUUUGCGCAGUGAGAGUUGCGGGCCUUCUGUCAGCCCACUUAGAUCACAGCAGGCCGGCUAUGUACCUGCUCCCACGGGGAAACCCUGCCACAGUACUCCUGACUCUUUUCAGGCUGCUGCCACCGAUAAGCUUAGUCAGCAGAUUAUGGAUCUAUUUCAAGCCUGCCAGCAGCAGACUGAUGACCUGGAAAAGAAGGAACUCUGCAGGACUCAGCUCCAAAGGGAAAUCCAGAGGCUUUUUCCAUAUUCCAGGCUGUUCUUGGCUGGUUCUUCCCUCAACGGCUUUGGUAGCCGAAGCAGUGAUGCAGAUCUGUGCCUCGUUGUCAAAGAAGGAAACGUGAACCAGAGAACAGAUGCAGUUUACAUCCUCAGUCUGGUUCAGAAAUUGCUUUACAAGCUGUCAUAUAUUGACAGACCACAGCUUAUUCGCGCAAAAGUGCCCAUAUUGAAAUUCAGGGAUAAAUUCAGUGGUCUGGAGUUUGACUUGAAUGUUAACAACAUUGUUGGAAUACGAAACACAUUCCUUCUAAGAAGCUAUGCAUACACUGAAUGUCGCGUUCGUCCUGUCGUGCUCGUCAUAAAGAAGUGGGCCCAGCACCAUGGAAUCAAUGACGCGAGUCGUGGGACUCUUAGCAGCUACACUUUGGUACUGAUGGUUCUGCAUUACCUCCAGACCCUGUCUGAACCUGUCAUACCUUGCCUUCAGAAAGAUUAUCCCGAAUGUUUCAACCCUUCCAUGGAGAUCCACCUUGUGCCAGAAGGUCCGAAAGACAUUCCUCCUUUCAAAUCCAAGAACCAGUCUGCCUUGGGGACUUUAUUCCUUGGCUUCCUGAAGUAUUUUGCCACUGAGUUCAAGUGGGACCGACAGAUGAUCUCAGUCCGCGAGGCUGAAGCCCUCCCAAAGCCCAGCUGCAGAGAGUGGAAGGACAAGUUCAUUUGUGUUGAAGAGCCCUUUGACAGAUCCAACACAGCACGAGCGGUUCACGAGAGGGCUCAGUUUGACGCCAUUAAAGCAGUGUUCCUUAAGUCAUGGCAGUUGCUGCAACAGAAGAAGGACUUGAAUUCCAUCUUGCCAGUGAGGGUGACGAUGCAAAAGUGUUGACAGUCCUGCCGUUUUUCUCUGGAUGCUGAAGGGCCUGCUUGCUAGCAGGACAUAGACAAGAAUCAUCUCUUCAGGGCUUUUCCAGAUGUUGUUUUAGGUCCCUGUUGCUGGUUGGUGACGGUACAAUUUUUAGCUGAACCUUUUAGCUUGUCUCUUGAAGGCCGUGUCAUUGCACUGUUUUUUUUUUUGUUUUUUUUGGGAGUUCAGUCACUUUAUCCAGAUGUUAAAGAAAACACACACACACAAAUAAGAAACCCAUCCCUCAGCUAAAAUGGCAGAAUUAUUUGACAACCUGUGCUUAAAAUAUCAGACCAUGGAGUGAAUGUUAUGCUUUAGAUUUUUUUUUUAAUUAUUAUUAUAAUUGGCUUUGGUGUAUAUAAUAUUGUCCUGCUUCAGGCCAUGUUUUUCUUAUAUCUCUGCUUUGUUUAUAUGGAAAAACCUUCAACAGUCUUAACUUUUUUUUGGGUGUCCACUUUUUGAAGAAACAUUGUUUUAUGAAAUAGAGAAAAUGAUACAUUAAAAAUAGAUCUUAGGAUGGUUCCAUAAAAGUUGAUAUAAAGUAAUUGGGUUAAAAAGCAGUAUUCUUAUUCUAUAAACACAUUUCUAUCAUUUUUUGACAUAAAACUGCAAAACUGCGUCUUGGGUAAUUUUUCCUGCUGAAGGCAACUUUGGAAAUCACUAUUUAAUAAGUCUGCAGCCAUGUCAGUGUCGUCUGAAACAGUGUAUUAACUGAAGCUUUUUCCAAAUUUCUUCCUUUGACGUUAGGAUCCAGUUCAUGGUUCUAGUGUACUCCAUUCAAGGACAGUAAAUGGGCCCAAACUCUCCUCUUUGUGGCGAAUUGAAAAGCCAUUUGGGAUGGAAUGGUGAAUGGAAUAAUGCGCCUUUGUUAGAAUAACUAUUAUAUUCUUGAGGGACUUCAGGUGAAAUGAGUCAUGUGGGUGAGAGUGCUGUGUGUCUGGUUGACCUUGACUGCCUGUGUUUCGUACACUGGCAGGUCUACCUUUUACUGUAUGCAAAGGCUGUAAUUAUAUGCUUGCCCUUUUUGUGUAUGUAUGUCCUACAAGCUUCCAUUAGAUGUUAACUUUGUCUAAAAAAAAUUAAACUUAUGAAAACUGAA
Messenger RNA from Paramormyrops kingsleyae, 2787 nucleotides. It is a transcript of the gene tent2, whose product is annotated as terminal nucleotidyltransferase 2. Gene Ontology annotation, molecular function: poly(A) RNA polymerase activity. Lineage: Eukaryota; Metazoa; Chordata; Actinopteri; Osteoglossiformes; Mormyridae. The record is from RefSeq and is a predicted model, not a curated record. Gene Ontology annotation, biological process: RNA 3'-end processing.